AAAGUCAGUAAAGACUCUGACUCUUGCUGUUGGUCUUGUUUGCAGGACAGGUCAAGUGCCUGCAACAUGAGCUGGAAGCAGAGAGAGCUCUGAGGAGGCAGGACGAAGAAGACACAGCUCAACAGCUCCUGCAGGCAGAGCAGCAGCAUCACGAAAGCCUCAGACUUCAGGGAACUGCUCAGCAACUGGAAAUAAAGAAGCUCCUGCAAGACCUGGCGAGUGAGCGCGAAAGGCACCGUGCAGAGAUGAAGGAGACGCUGGAGCAAUGGGAGAAAGAGACGGCAGAGAGAGAGCAGGAGCACAAGAAGGUCCUGCUGGAAGAGCAGAAGGAGAAGAGUGCUUUAUCAGAGGCACUGCUCCAAACUCAGGAAGAGCUCAGCCGAGCCCGCCAGCAGGUCCAGCAGUUCAGGCAGGAGCUGAAAGAGCAGCAAGAGAAGGGGCAGACCAUCAAGGCAAAUCUGCAAGAUGAGCUGCAGGAAUUUGGCAGUGAAGUCCAGGCAGCGCAGAGGAGGCACGAGGAAGAGCUGCAAGGCCUCAAAGAGGAAAUGAAUCUCCUCCUUGAGCAGAGGGAGGCUCUACAAAAGCAGGUGAGCGAAACAGCAGUGGCACUGCAGCCAUGCAGCAAGGGGUCUGUGGCCUUCUUGCUUUCCCAUGGCACAGCAGCAGCUGGUGGGCUGAUCCCUGGGGCUGUCUCAUGCUCUGGGGGCUCCACGGCAGCUGCUCUGAAGGACACUCAGUGCUCUGCUGAAUGUCAGCUGCUGCUCUGGACAGCUGGGCUAGUCCUGUGCGCUGCUGGCCAGCAACCAUCAGCAUGGAUUCCUGCUGGCCUCUUCUUGCUAGCCUUGGUUUGGCAGGUGCUUUUUCAGGUGCCUUUGGUGGUGGGAGAGUUGACAUCUCAGCUGGCAGCCUCCCAAGAGUGCCAGGAAACGACUGUGCAGAGAGCCCAGCAAGAUGUGAGGGAGGCCCAGGAGGAGUCCAGGCAGAAGCUCGUGGAGGUUGAGCACGCCCAGAAGCUGCUGAAGGAGGCAGAACAUCAGAACGAGGAGAUGCAAGUGAUUCUGGAGUACCUGGAGAGGAAAUGGAGUCAAAGGGAAGAAGUGGCACAGCAAAAUUCAGAAUUGCAGGCUUCUGUCAAUGCCCUAGAGAGGGAAAAAGCCAGGCUGAUUCUGUCUCUGGAGGAGAAGAGCCUGUGCCUCAGAACGCUGGAAGAACAGAACCUGGCACUGAACAAUCAGGUGUCUCAGUGUCACACAGCUCUUCAGCAGGCCCAGCAGCUCUCUUCAAACCGCGCUGGACAACUGCGGGAGCUCAACACGCAGAUCCGGGCCCUGCAGGACGCAGUGCUGCAGAUGCAGGCUUCCCAGGCAACUCGAGAGAAGCAGCUGCUGAAGGAGCUGGAGGAGUCUCGAGCAGGAGAACGCCGUUUGAGGGACUCUGUGCACGUGCUGCAGGCUGAGGUGUCUGAGCUGCGUGGGAAGCUCCAGAGCUCUGAUGACAAAGCUCUUGCCUUGGCCACACAGUGCCAGGCUGUGGAGCUGGAGCUGACGAAGACACAGGCUCAGAGUGACAACCUCAGAGCCCGCAACCUGGAGCUGCAGGAGUUGGAGGAAACUGAGCAAGAUUGGUGGAAGGCAGAAGCCAAGCACUUUUCUCGAGAAACUGCCCUGGAGAAAGAGGCCACUGAAAGACAGGAAGAGGAUUUGACUCUUCGUCAGGAGGUGGCAUCUCUGAAGAUGAAAUUGGAAAACGUGGAGAAGGAAAGCAAAGAUGUGCUGAAGCUGUAG
This is a messenger RNA of Motacilla alba alba, 1784 nucleotides long. Its product is annotated as centrosome-associated protein CEP250-like. The transcript is spliced from 9 exons. The record is from RefSeq and is a predicted model, not a curated record. Lineage: Eukaryota; Metazoa; Chordata; Aves; Passeriformes; Motacillidae. The coding region runs from base 246 to 1784 and encodes 512 amino acids.